AUGUCGCGCUUCAUCCGCGCCGGCAAGGGGCGCCUGUUGUUGCACCGUGGCUACACGUUUCGUUUGAAGAACAACUUGGCACACGGGCGCAAGCAGUGGUACUGCUCGUCGCGCCUCACCUCACGCUGCCUCGCUGACGUCAAUACCGAAGGCCCGGAAGGCUUCGAGCGUAUAGUUCGUUCGCGCUACGCCCACAAUCACGCGCCGCCGAAUGUGCGUCGUUUCGCCGACGGACGCUAUGUGGUGCGCACACCGCACCAAAGCGGGCAUCGCGCGCCCGCUCCCCUUGACCCCCACCAUCAGCUGCUGCAGCUUCAGCACGCGCUCGCGUUGUACGCCGCGACAGCACACGCCAACGCCACAGCAAACGCGACUGCAGCCGCUUCCGCCGCCACCGGCGCGGGCCCUCAACAGUCUCCGAAUUCCCUCCCGACUUCGCAAAAUGCACCCACUGCAAAACCCUUGUUGGUCGACACACCUUGCAAUGAGGAGGAUUAG
Messenger RNA from Parnassius apollo (apollo), 498 nucleotides. The record is from the annotation of a GenBank genome assembly. NCBI's taxonomy places the organism in Eukaryota, Metazoa, Arthropoda, Insecta, Lepidoptera, Papilionidae.